CUCGGGGAGUAGGUACAAGUAGUUGUACACUCUACCCGCAGCAUCCUCGCGCCUUCCCUCUGCAUCUUUUAGCGACUCUCUAGCGGCCGGAAGGCGGCACCACGUCGGCCACCACUUAUUGCGCUGCGUCCCCCAUCACAGCCCCACAGCCCACGCCGGACGCUUCUGGGCCCAAUCAGCAAGCAGCGAGACCGGGAAUUGGAAAGCAGUAGACAAAGCGCGUGUGUGCAAGCUGCGGAAGUAUCCAAGUAUGGAUGGAGAACUGAGCGCCGCGAGCGAUACGCUCCUGGCAAGGUUUGGGCGCGCACUCGAGGUUGUGCUCGACGAGCCGCAGCGAGAGCUGGACAAGUGCAACGUGUUUGUCAAGUACCUGCCCAACGACGUCGACGACGAUGUGCUGCACGCGCUGUUUGCCGGCUUUGGCGACAUCGCGUCGUGCAAGGUCAUGGUCGACCUUGACUCGGGCAAGUCGCUCGGCUACGGCUUUGUUCGAUUUGUUCUGCCGGAUGCUGCUGCCACCGCCGUCGAUGCUAUGUCAGGCCAUCGCAUCUCCAACAAGCGGUUGCUGUGCAAGCUCUCGCACUACAACCCACCCAAGGACAAACCUGCGGUGGCGCAGGAUGCCGUUGUCCUCUCGCCGCUCAUCGGCUCCGUCGACGCCGGCGCGCUCAAGGCUUUGCUUUGCAGAUUCGGCACUAUUAUCCACGCCAAGGUCAUCGGCAAGAAAAAGGGAAACCCACGCCGUGGGGUUGUUCAAUUCACUGGGCCGGACGCGGCGAGUGGUGCGGUCAAGGCAUUGGACGGCAAGUCCGUGGCCGGCUUCUCGGCGUCAAAUCUCACCGUCGCACUUGCAGAGGCGUCCCUGGUGCCCGGGACCAAGGCUGCGAGCGGCGGCGGGGCACUCAGCCGGACAUCGCGCAAAUGCAAGGACGCCGCCAUCCUUGUCCGCCAGUUUUACGCCCACACCAUCCGGCUGGUUCGCGACGGCGCGCUGCACACGCCAUUGGCCCCUGUCUCCGACUAUGUAUCGCCGGGCACGCCCGAUCCGGAUCCCAAGUCUCUGGCGGGCAUUGCUUCAUUUCCGGAGUUGGAUGGGUUCGACGCUGUGGCGCCGCUUGCCCUUCCGCUCUCGGGCGUGCUCAUGGUUGUCGCCCCGCUGCAUCCGCACAUGGACGCCGCCGUGCUUUACGCCAUGCUGGCACCGUUUGGCCUCCUUGCAGCAUCGACGAUUGCGCCGCUCACGCCCGACGCAGCUGCCGCGGUCAACCUGACGCCCGAUGUCGGCUCGAGCAACGCGCGAAUGGCGGUUGCCGUGUUCCAUGCCCCGGCGGCGGCGGCCGCCGCCACCGUCGCCCUUCACGGCUACCGUCAGGGGCGAACGAUUCUCUCGGCCGCCGUGCCUGACGUGCAAACAGCGACAAGCCUAGCGGCGGGUACUAUCGCAGCCUUGCGCCAUCGGCGACGGCGGCCGCACCAGCGGUGA
Molecule: messenger RNA, 1483 nt
Organism: Thecamonas trahens ATCC 50062
Lineage: Eukaryota; Apusomonadida; Apusomonadidae
Exons: 2
Coding region: 251-1483 (410 amino acids)
Molecular function (GO): RNA binding
Source: RefSeq, a predicted model, not a curated record